CAAGUUAGACGAUCAGAGACACAGGACUCGGGAGAGCACAUCCAAUACCGGAAGUCUGAACUAAUAUUAGCUCAGUACUCAGCCUUCAAAGUCAAAGAAUAACUUGUACUGGUGAAAACAAAGGAUUCAGAGCCUGGGUUACGAGCGAACGAUCUUGAUCAGUUUCAUGGAUCAGGUUACUGGUCAGUUACUCGGUUUUGGUCGGCUAAAAGGUUCUUGAGCAGUUAGGGUUCGCACUGACGAAUUUAAGGGAAGACUAGCGACCCUGCAUCUUCAGCAGUCAGGGUCCAUUGGGUGUCGCGAUAGGUUGAUUCUUAGAGAGGAGGAGUUGCUUGUAUAAUAUGGGCAUAAUCAAGAGCAGUUUCUCGUUCUUGGUGGGCAUGGCGUGUGGGGUAUACAUUGCCCAGAACUACAGCGCUCCCAACAUAAAGAAGGUCACCCACACAGGGCUCUUGAAGGCCAAGCAAAUCGAAGAAACCUAUCGGAAGCCAAAGAAGAGAAACGACGAUGAUUAGUUGCCAUUUGACGUUUUAGGAGCUAAAAACCAAGUUUCUUCUUCUUUUCAUUUCCCCCUUUCGAGGCUUUAUCUUGAGGGUUCUGUAUCAGUAAAUGAUAGCAAGAGGUGUAUAUCUAUUCUGAUUUCCAGUUGUCAGUCGUAACUAGAGAUCAAAAUUGGUUGAGAUUUUAUGAAAUUUACGUUCAACUUAAAAAUGGAAAUAUGGAUUCUUUUUCUCU
Nelumbo nucifera (sacred lotus) is the source of this 735-nucleotide messenger RNA. The record is from RefSeq and is a predicted model, not a curated record. NCBI's taxonomy places the organism in Eukaryota, Viridiplantae, Streptophyta, Magnoliopsida, Proteales, Nelumbonaceae.